This is a messenger RNA of Paramecium octaurelia, 916 nucleotides long. The record is from the annotation of a GenBank genome assembly. Lineage: Eukaryota; Ciliophora; Oligohymenophorea; Peniculida; Parameciidae.
AUGAGUGAUAUAUUGAUUGAUGAUCGUAUUAGAGACUGGGUAUUCUUGCCAAUAAUAAUUGUGAUGUUUAUGAUACAGAUGUUCAGAGGAUUGCUAACAAAAUAUAUGGACAAUAAAAAAACAUCGCAAAAAGUGACAUCAAAAGCUUAAGUUUCUGAGAUGAUUGAUAAGUACGUAGAGUAGACAACAUAAUUAGAAAUAUAACUCAACAAUCUUAAAGACUAGCGCGAUUACAUGGAUUAUUGCCAGAUCAUUCUUUUAAGAUGAAGAGGGCUCAUUUAUGUGAUAAUAAAUCAGGCAUAUUAACAAAGGCAAGUGAGAAGCCAGCAAAGGAUCCAAUGCAAUCAAUGUCCAUGAUGAAUCCAGCUGCCAUGGCUGAUAUGCUAAAACAAAAUUUAAGUGGAAUUGUAUUCAUGGCACUUCAAUAUUAAUGGGUUUCUUAUUUUUUUUCUGGUUUUGUGAUUGGAAAGGUCCCAUUUCCUUUGACUCAGAAAUUCAGAACAAUGUUAUAGAGAGGAGUAGAUGUGCAGAACUUAGAUGUUAGAUAUAUAAGUAGUAUCAGUAUUUACUUUGUGUUGUUGUUUGGAGGUCUUUAAAAGAUUCAGUAAUUGAUGUUUGGGGAUGAUACUGACGAGUUUGUUGAUGGUAUUGAGUGUUUUGAGUAUGAUUAGAUACUUAGAUGUAGAUGUAGAUGCAAAUGAUGGGAAUGCCAGCAAUGCCCUCUUUUGGGUAGUAGAAUGACCCAGGAAAAUUGUUUAUAGCUGAAAGAAGUAAUUAAAUGAAUAGAAUUUAGCUCGUUUGGAGGGAGUAAAGCAUACAUUUGAAUUGAACAAAUCAUAGGAUAAGGCCAUAAAAUCCUUAAAGAGAUUUUUAAUUCAAUGAUGUACAAUAAAUGUUAUAUAUUAUUUUGAUAAAC